CCAUAGACAAUACUAUUUAUGGCCGCCAUUCAUUCUUUUGAGUUGCUUUUUCGUUUUACGAUUCCAAAAGAGCACGAUUUGUCAUCAAGGUCUACGCAACAGCAUCGCGUUCCUAAUUAAUUACCUACGCAAAAGCAGCUGAAACAAUACAGUCCUAGGUUGGAACCAGGCAUCGUCUUAUCCAGUGUAGUGUAACAGUGACGUGAUCCAUCCGUGAGAUCGUAUCGUACUUCCAAUGAUGCUUUUGCUUCCCUUUUAUGAUAUCGGUUGCGAAGUUGGUUCGACUGCCUGAUGGUGUGGAAACUAUGUGCGAUUAGCGGAUUGAAUAUUGAGGACUCAGUAUGGGGGCCUUUUUAAAUAAGCCAGAAACUAAGAAAUACAACGAGAACGGAGAAGGGAAUGGUCUUCGCUAUGGCGUGGCGUCGAUGCAGGGUUGGCGAGUGGAGAUGGAGGAUGCGCACCACGCGCAGCUAACUUUAAAUGGCACAUUAUCGGACUGGUCUUAUUUCGCUGUGUUCGACGGGCACGCGGGCGCGCGGGUGUCAGCACAUUGUGCGGAAAACCUCCUGGAAUGUAUCUUGCAAACGGACGAGUUUCGGCGCGAGGAGAUAGCGGAGGCUAUCCGUGCCGGUUUCCUAGAUUUGGACAAAAAGAUGCGAGAGCUGCCUGAACUGUCGAACGGAAAAGAAAAGUCUGGGUCGACGGCGGUCUGCGCUUUCGUGUCGCCGAAACAGAUAUAUAUAGCUAAUUGUGGCGAUUCCCGCGCAGUUUUAGCAAGGAAUGGCGUGCCAAUUUUCGCUACUCGGGACCACAAGCCUGAGCUGCCGUCGGAGAAGUCGCGCAUUGUGCAGGCAGGAGGGUCAGUAAUGAUCCAGCGUGUAAAUGGAAGCUUAGCCGUGUCGCGGGCGUUGGGAGAUUAUGAGUACAAGAAAGUGCAGGAUCGCGGUCCAUGUGAGCAACUGGUGUCACCAGAGCCUGAAGUUUCUGUACACGAGCGAUGUGAGACAGAGGAUGAGUUUCUGGUGCUGGCCUGCGAUGGGGUGUGGGAUGUAAUGAGUAAUGAAGCACUGUGUGCAUAUGUGCACUCGCUUCUGCAACUUACGGAUGACCUAGUGGCUAUAACCAAUCAAGUCAUUGACACCUGUCUAUACAAGGGUAGCAAAGAUAACAUGAGCAUCGUACUGGUGGUGUUCCCGGCAGCCCCCAAGCCCAGUGCCGAGGCCCAGCGUGCCGACCGAGAGCUCGACGAGACGCUGCGACAGAGGCUCACAGCGUUGAUCGAGAAGAGCGCCGACACGGAGGAGCGCGAGGAUUCCUCGAGCCACUUCUCCGGCGUGCUGAAGCAGCUGCUGCAGGAGAACAUCCCGGGCCUGCCGCCGGGCGGUGGCCUGGCUGCCAAACAAGCACUACUGGACAAAAUAUACAGGGAGUACUAUCCUGAGCACGCGGACAGCUCGGACACGUUCGACUGCCAGGCCGAGCUGGCCGACGCGUUCGGCGCCAACUAGCCAACCUCGGCCAGCGCCAACACCAACAAUGGUGGCCAGCAUUGCCGAGGGAUGAUAGUUGAUGGUACAAGGAGCGAAAUUACCUGGUAAUUUGUAGCGAUGCGUGACUUCCGUGGAGGUUUCGAGUUUCAUGUUUGUUUUACCAUAUUUAAAUAUUCUGGCCCCGUUAGUUUCAAAUAUGCGUCUGACGUUAUUUUCGAAUAAUAUACUUGAUUGGAGUCGUAUUUAUUUGUUGAUUCCGGAUAUGUAUAGAACUUUUCGAAAACUUCAGAUAUGUCUUUGCAACUAAUGUGGGCAGUGGUGGGAGUCUGAUAUCUCUGUCUGUGAUGGGCGAUGGACCAUUCCGGUCGCACGAAAUAUGUGUGAGAGAGACGGACUGUAUACUAUUCGUAAAUACGCGUAACGCAGCGGACGCAUUAUCGUGCCGUCAUUGUCUCUAUAUGUAAUGUCUAGACAGAUAUCACGAUAGAUAUCACGAGAUUUGAACGCAUCUUACCACAUCAGAACAGUUGAUGUUGCUGAGACAAAUCCGUGACAACGUUAGCAAAUAUUUUCAGCAAAGGCAACAUUUACCAUCAACGAAAUUUCCAUGGAAGUGUAUGAAAUAAUUCUUAGCGACUUAGGGUAUAUUUUUGUUGUUUCCAUAGCAAUGUUUUCAUGUCAAACUUAGAAAUGUUUCUGGCAAAAUUUCCACUACAAUGUUUUGAGUGGCACAUCGCUACAUAGUGCAUACAUCUCAAUCGCGUCUUAUAUUAUUUUCUUAUUUUAUGAGCAAUUUAAUAUAUCUUGGGAUUGUUAUACAGUGUGAGAUUUAGAAGCUUUCAAAUUUCAUUUGAUCAUGUCACUUUUAUAUUUCACUUUAAUAAAAAAUAUAUAAAUUCUUGUGUUAUUUAAAUGUGUUUUUGAUUUAUUCACAAAAAAACCUUUCAAAUAGCUGUUCCAUGCCUAUUUAGUAAACAUUUAAUGCUUACCGCAGAACUCUGUAUGGCAAUUUUGUACUUUGAUUGUUCCAUCUUGAAAUAUGAUGCAAGUAUUGAGGUGUAUGACUUCCGUUUCCGUUGCCACAUUUUUAUUUUUCGACCUAACUUAAUGACGAGUCAUUUAGCUAACAAUAAGUGUCAAAAUUUGUAGUAUAUAUAUAUACCACAUAUAGACAGAUUUAGGAUAAAAUUGUGUUGUGAAUUGCGAAAUUCUAUAGAUUGAAAUUUAGAACAAAAUUAAUUGUGUUUGGUUCAGUUGUUUAAUAUAAAUCUAAUAGAUUUGAAAAAUAAACGUUCGAACAUUUCUAUAUAACAAAAUCUUUCAUUUGGUCAGAUACCACUUUGUAAAUGUGUACGAUUGUGUUUAACUCAGACGAAUACAUAUUCGCAAUACAAAUCUAGCGAGUCUUCACUUGCUUUACUUUAUUUAUUAAAGAUAGCAACACUGUCUCUAUUUUUUGUACAUAAAAAUAGUCUCGAAAGCUAUAAGUUGUAGGUGUGAUUUUGUUUGAUGAUUUCACCCUUAUAUGUUGAUUGUGGUUUAUUCGACUUACGCAGGCUUUGUAUAAAAAUACGCUACGAAACUUACUAUAGAUGUGAUAUAGUGUGUCUAUGGUACGCUACACAGCGUUAACGUUAUCAAAAGGUCGCGAACAUUUCAUGAUUGUAGAAUGAAUGUUGCGUUAGUCUGUUCCAAUUAGAGGCGGGAAAAUGGUCAAUGACAUCUGUCUCUGUCAGUAUAUUGUCAUCGUUUUAAGUUAUCGCAGUUGCCAGUUCUAGCUUCACAGUUCAUCGCAAAGACAAAAAUUACUGUAGUUUAGACAACGUGGCUUGGCAACAUCCUACAAGUCCUUCAUACAAGUCAUCAACUUAAAAAAUACUAGUAUAUUCUCAUUGGAUCCGCAGAUUUUUCCGUUCAAACCAAAUCGUAAUGUUUAUGUGUGGCACAAAUUUUAAUCUCAUUAUAUCCUUGUAGAGACUAACAUUUAGCGAUCAUCAAUAACAUUUGUAUAAAAGUAAACGGGUUCGUUUCUGUUGGUCCAUUCACUUUUUUUUGUAGUUUAGAUAAUAAAUUAUAAUUUAUCGUGUUAUCAUUGGCCGUCAUAAAUGUCAUAAUAUUAGAUGUGUAAUAGUGUAAUAUAGAGAUUUGAGUAUAAUAAUGUUUUAUUUUUAUCCUUUUUGUACAUUACAAUCUGUCUCAUGACAUUCAGCAAUAAUUUUGUCUUGGCGGAUGUUUGCGAGGCGUGCUGUCCUGUGAGCAAAUCCUGGGUUGCCUACUCUUUUUUUAAGUCUGCAAGUGCUUGGAGAUACUUCAAGUGCUAUUUUUGUAUUCAUAUCGUGGAGUGUCGUGCUAUGGUGCGUGGACUAUCAUUCUCAUAAUUUUUGAUCGGAAUCUUUGCGGGAUUACCACAUUUGAAUUAGCCGCCGUACCCCACAGAUGGAUACCUACUGUAUGAAUACAUUUAUGUAAUAACAGCUUGCUUUCCAUGGAGAGCUGGCUGUUUCUGUAGAUUAGCCAAUACAUUUUGCGCACUUGUUUUCCAAGGCGCGCAAGGCGUUUCAUAAAUAUAUGUUUUCUUCAUAUCAGAAGAGUGAUCAGAAGACAAGUCAGAGCUAGAUUUGCAAAUGAAGAAAGUACUUACUGCUAAUCCCAUUUACGAAGCAAAAGUCAACUAAACCUGGUUUCCUUUUCUAGGCCAGUAAGUUUUUGAGGAAACGCCAAGUCGCAGUUUGUUGGCUGCUGACAAUAACUGGCGGCCUUUAGGUGUGGCAAUUUGAGACCCCCAGGAAGUGUGUUUUGCAUUGUAGCACCGCCGGCUAAAAAUCUUUGUCCUAAUGUGUUGAAAUAUUCCUCAUAAUCCUCCUAAUUUAUACUAUGUUUAGCUGGGCUAUAUACCUACCUACAGCUGAUGCUCUGACCGCAUCAUUCUUCAACCACAAUAUUUGUAGCUUGAAGUUUUUCAGUAUAUUAAUCAUUUGUAAUCAAUAUGACACUUCCUCUAUGUGCCACUGAGGUACAUGAUAUGGUAUAAUUGGUAUCCUAAAAUAUGUCUCAGAAAUAAGCGUACCUAACGUCAAUGUUAUUUAUUCGAGUGUAAUUUUUAACCUCAAGGUUAUGAUUUGACAGCCCAUUGGCAUUCCCUGAACAACAUUUUUAUGGUGCCACUUUGAACUCACUUUUGCCGUGAAAUUUAUAAUUAGGUUUGUCAGUGUCGUCAUUUGUCUCAAUGUCGUUACUGUAGUCUCAGUUGAAAUUAUAGUUUUAAUCGUUACUUUGUGGUUGUUUUAUUUUUUAAUUUUUCAUCAUCAUACGUCUGUUGUAGUCAGAGUAAUUUCAUUUGUUUGUAUUUUAUUUUGUGAUUUUUCAGUAUGUGUAAUGUCUAUCAGUGAAACCUUUUCAUUUGGUUUUGUCUUUAAUAUGGAGAUAGGGAUGUCGUUGUUGUCUCUUUUUCUCUAUCAGUUGUCGGUGGAAAUUAUUUUUUUUUGUAGUUUUCUAUAUACCUACUUUGCGGCCCUUGUAAUUUGCUGGAUGGUUGUCUUCGCACACUUUUACUUUAUCAGAUCUAGAUUUAUGUCGUCAAUCUCGUAAUAAUGUAAUACCUACAUAUUAUAAAACAAAAUUGUCUAUAAAAUAUUAUGUAUCGCAACGUAUUUGUUUUGUGUCGUCAAAAUUUUAUAGUCUAUGAUUCAUAUGGCCAGUUUGCGAUAGUCUAUGGAAUAAUCUUAUUCGUUUAUUCCACGUGAAUAAGCCUAGAAAUUUACUAAAUAUAGUACAGAGUUCUCUUAUAUGCAUAGUAUUUUUUUGUACAUAUUUUCUAUGAUAUCAACUAAAUAGUCAUUGUAAAAUUACAGACUUAUAAAAUAUUGUUUUUAUAAUUUUAUCUAGUUAUUUGAAAGGGAAUUGGAUUUUUUUUGCAAAUAGUGUACUUCAUUUUUGUGUUUUGAAGUAGAUUAUUAGAUUUAAUUUUGCUUUCCUAAAUUCGUUACGCGUCGGUUGUACCUAUGAUUAAUUUUUUUUUUCUCAAUUCGGAAUUGCUUUGAAAUUGCUUCGUACUUAGAAAACUAAUACAAGAACUCGUUUGGUAUAUUGAGCUCUGUAAGGUAGAGUUACUUGCGCCCUGCAAUACAUGUAUGUAGUAGAAGAUCUUUCCAUUGUAUCAGAGGUUAGAAUCAAAACCAUUGCCAAAUAGUCAUUGGGCCCUCAACACCUACAUUGUAAUUGCAACUUCCAUUUGGUUAGUAUAUUACUUGCGUAUGGUUUUGAUCCUUCCCUCACUUUGUUACCAAAAAUAUGACAUAUUCUUCGUAUAAUUUCUCUUGUAAAUAAGAGAUAAAUACUUUUGUACCUGUUUGAGCGGAUCAUUAGUGUUUAAAGAAAUAAAAUCACAGCGAGUUUCUUCAUAUUCGGAAUUACAUACCUAGAUAUUAAACAUUGAUAAACAUUUUACGGUUAAAUAUAAUAUGCGCACGAUUACUGUGACUAAAAUAUAGUUAAAUUAUUUGUGGUAUAUAAACACAAUCCCCAUACAAUACUAACAUAUCCAAAAUAUUUUUUUUAUCAAUAUCUACAAUAUACUCUUUGAUUUUACAGCUUUUUAUCAUUGUAAAUUCAAACAAUUCUUAUCGUAAAGACCAUCGAGAAUGAGAUUUAAUUUGCCUAAUAUUGAUACAAUUACAUACCCAAACUGAAAGGCCUAUUGGGGUUGAAUAUACAAUGAUAAGAACAUUUUUUUAUAAACAGUUUUAAGCGUUAUAUUGCAAACCCAAAUUAUUGAAACAAUGUAUCCAAAUACGUUUUACGGUAUGUUAUAUUAGAGAAAAUAUCGAUUUGGUGGAUGCUUCACUUCACAGCCGAAUUCAUUGGCUUUUAAUUCAGUUUUUGUAUCCGUCGAUAUUUUUUCGCAACAUUUCCCUUCUCAACCCAUUGUCACAGAGUUUUUUUUAUUAUGUAUUUUCUUAAAUUUCUCUGCCGUAUCACAUUUUAUUGUGCUAUAUAUUGGUUAUUUAGUUUAGACAUAAGUUUUUCUGCGAAUUUAAUUAAACCAAAUAUUUAUGGCAGUGGGUUUUGAAUGGGAAUAAUUUUGUUCCCCUGUGGAAUAUUGUAGGUUACUUUUAUUAUAAUUUGUAUCGUUCGCAAGUCGGCGUGUUUUGGAGUGUGUCUCGUUAUUAUCUAGUAGACGCUUGAACAAUAAAUACCUGUACCUUAACAAA
Messenger RNA from Plodia interpunctella (Indianmeal moth), 6700 nucleotides. RefSeq names its product alphabet (gene alph). The record is from RefSeq and is a predicted model, not a curated record. Gene Ontology annotation, cellular component: cytosol; nucleus. Lineage: Eukaryota; Metazoa; Arthropoda; Insecta; Lepidoptera; Pyralidae. Gene Ontology annotation, biological process: peptidyl-threonine dephosphorylation; negative regulation of stress-activated MAPK cascade. The transcript has 4 exons. Gene Ontology annotation, molecular function: protein serine/threonine phosphatase activity; magnesium ion binding; manganese ion binding. Bases 342 to 1508 code for a protein of 388 amino acids.